Messenger RNA from Vitis vinifera (wine grape), 3475 nucleotides. RefSeq lists its product as uncharacterized. The transcript has 2 exons. The coding region runs from base 2922 to 3311 and encodes 129 amino acids. Gene Ontology annotation, cellular component: chloroplast thylakoid membrane. NCBI's taxonomy places the organism in Eukaryota, Viridiplantae, Streptophyta, Magnoliopsida, Vitales, Vitaceae. The record is from RefSeq and is a predicted model, not a curated record.
UUAGUCCUUUUGAGAAUGCAGAAGUCUUCUUUAUUAGAAACAUUAGCAAAAAAUAAACUUAAAGAACACUUGGAAGAUCAUGCUUGGUGGUUACAUUUUGUAACAAGUUUACAAGAUUAUGGUGGGCGAACUAAAUUCUAGUGGGAGAAAAGGGGGAGGGAGAUUUGGUUGAAUGAAAGAGGCAUUCCAUUUGUACAGUGGCAGAUUUAUGAGUAAAAGAGGGAAGUGGAGAUCAUUGGAAGGUGCAAUUUAGAAGAUUCUUUCAAAAUUAGGAAAUAGAGGUGGGGACUUCAUCAAUGGAUCUUAUUUGUUCUGUGAGAGUGCAAGAAGCAAGAGAGGAUGAUUUACUAUGGGAGGAGAAUAGGAGGAGAAGAUUCAGUGUAAAGUUGUACUACAUUUUCUUAUGUGCUAAGACUAAAGUGGUGUUCCUAGCAAAAGAACUUUGGGGUCUUGAGUUCCUUUGAGAAAAUGUUUUUUUCCUUAGGAAGUAGCAUGUGAAAGAUUUUAACUAUUGAUUUUCUAACGAAGAGAGGGUGGAGGAUGGUUAAUAGAUGUAGUCUUUGUAAAGAUAGUGAAGAAUUAGUUGAUUACAUCUUGAUACAUUAUGAUAGGAAAAAAGGGUUAUGGAUGUUUCUAUUAGCAGUCUUUGCUUUGAAAUAGGCGUUUCCAACUUCAAUUUGAAAUUUCCUGCUUAGUUGAUAGUUUAAGGGGUUUGAUAAGAGAAGGAAGGUUUGAUGCAUGACACCCUAAUUGUGGAAAGAGCCUAAUUGAACGAUUUUCAAUAAAGAACUUUUAGAUCAAAUAGUGAAGGAGAACUUCAUUAAAUCCCUAUUGGAAUGUUCCCACAUUUUGCUAGAAACGAAGAAUUGCAUAAUGUUGGAUUUCUUAGAUAGCAGUAAUUGCAGAUAGAUUUUGUUUUUCUUUUUUCUUUUUAUGAAUAUUGCUUAUGUAUAUGCUUUUUGGUGGGCUCCUUUUGAAGGUUUUGCAUACCAUCUAUUUGUAGAAGUGACAAUUCAUAUUAGUGGGUCAUGUUCGUGUUGUAUCAAAGCCUAGACAUUCUACUACAUAGUUCAAACCCAAACUCAACUCGGAUAAUAAUUAUAUUAAAAACAUAAACCUAAAUAUUACCUAAUUAUUAAAUCGGCAAUACAUCAUGUAACACAUUUAAUAAUUAGAUGCUCCUAUUUAAUAAUUAGAUUAUUAGGUUGAGUUAGGUCUUGUAUAAUUCUAUAUAAUUGAUGUUUCAACCAAACAUGUUUAUGACUCAAUUGCCCUAUUUAUUUAAAAACAAAUUUACAAUGAGUCAAAUAUGAGUUAAAUAGUUUAAAGUUAUAAUUAGGUUAAUCAAUAGGAUUAUUAAAUUAGUCAAUUUGAGUCAAAUUCGUGUUAUGCAAGUUCACCCAAAAACUACCUAUUUAUUAAAACAGUCAUGUAGGUUGACACGAAUUUUUCCUGAACUCUGAUUAUACUCGACUUAAACCUGAGAAAAACAUUUUAGGUUUGAGUUGUAUUGGUAAAUUGUAUCAAACUUUGCUACCCCACCUACCUAUAUACCCCCUCCAUUCGGUGCUCUUUAAUGAAUGUUUUGUUUAUCUUUCAAAAGAAAAAGAAAAAAAAAGUUUGCAAGAUUCUAAUGAAAAGCUCUAUGUUUUGCAUUAUCAAUUCGCUUGUGUAGGUCAAUAAUGAAAGAAAGGGUGGAAGACAUCACUCAUGAUUUCAAUUGAUUACGGAAAGUCACUAAAACUUGGGGUUGAGUUUUUUUCCAAGUUAAGGGGAGUUGAUGUGAUGAAUCUCCAAGAUCUACUUAAAAAAGAAAUAAAAGAAAGUAAAGAAAACCUAAAUUACUCUAUCAAGGAUAUUUAAGUGAUUAUGUUGUUUUUUUGGGUUCUAUAGAGUGAUAAUUAGUUAAUAAUUUUUUUUGAGUUGCAUUUAGAAUUUGGGAAAUUUUUUAUUAGAAAAUCCUCCUUAAAAAAAGUUUUUAUAUUUCCAAAGUUUUCUAUUCUUUAAAAUAUAUAUUUUUCUAAAGUUCUUAUUUGAGCCUUUUUUUAGAAUUCAGAAGUCUUUAUCACAAACUUUAAUGACAAGAAGUUUCUAUAAAGUUAAAAGUUCUAAUUUUAAAAAGAAAGUUUUUAUUUUCUUUUAAUUAUUAUUUUUGAAUGAUUUAAUCUUUUGGGAAAGGGAUAAGAGUCCUAAUAAGUUAUUGUAUGCUUUUUUAUGAUUUUUAGAGUUUUCUAAAGCACAUAAAUAAGGUUAAAUGCUAAAAAAGGGGGACAAUUUUUUAUGAUGUUUAUAUUUUUUUUUAGGUGAUACUCCUAGAAUGGCUUAAUGAAAUUUUAAAGAUUUUUUUUAUCUUUUUUCUUCUAUCUUUCAUUUAAUUUUUUCCUUUUUUUGGUUCCUCUCUUUAAAUCUUAAAAAAUUGAAGCCCUAGCCCAUCUUAAAUGAUUGUAGAUAACCUUCUUAAGCUUGUCCUACAUAAAAGGACCUGCAAGUUUAUUUAUCCCUAGAUGAGUUCAUGUAAAACAGGUACAUAUAUAUUGUUGAGUGAGAGAGAAAAAAUAGUUUAAAAAAGAGUACAAAACAUAUAUAUAGACUGCUGAGUAGUAAUAUAAGGUUAUUGAACCACAGAAGGAUUCGAGAUAAUAUGUGAGCCAUAGAGUGUAAAAAGGUGGGGCCCAUCCUUAUCCAGAAAACCACCAGUAUCUUGAGUUCUGACGUGGCCUUAUCCAAUUCCAAUUGUAGUAUCUCGAGUUCUGACAUGGCCUUAUCCAAUUCCAAGUGUAGCAGCUAGCAAAUCUGUAGACAAUAGAUGGAUACAAAACCUGAAUCCAAGUGAAUUUUAAAACCAGCUAAACCAAACCCCUCGCAUAUUCCUCGUUGUUUUUCUACAGAUCUGAGCAUUUUGAAGGCCAGAAAACAUAUCAAUGGUGUCACUAGCUCCACUGCAUACUCUCUUUCCCGGGAAUUCAUUGAAGCAAUCAUCUCUUCCCGGCUUUUAUGCUCGUCCAACACCUGUUGGUUCAGCAGUUUCAUGGAAGAAGAAAAACAGAUCUUUAACUGUGGUCGCUGCUGUUGGAGAGGUAUCAACUGAUGGUACAAUCUAUUUGAUUGCAGGGGCUGUUGCGGUGACAGUGCUCGGAACUGCCUUCCCAAUUUUCUUCUCCCGCAAGGACGUGUGUCCCGAGUGUGAUGGUGCGGGCUUCGUGCGACAAUCAGGGGUGGCCCUGAGGGCGAAUGCAGCAAGGAAGGACCAGGCACAGAUUGUGUGUGCUCGUUGCAAUGGCCUUGGCAAGCUCAACCAAGUUGACAAAUAGACUUUUGUGCUCCCAUCUUUCUUGAAAUGUGAAAAACCCUCCUUCCCCAGAUACUUCCUCAUCAAAUUUACAUGUAAAAUGUACUAGUUGUAUAAACUCUUAUUUUACUUCCCCGUCACCUUUGUAUCACCUUUGAAUAAUUUAAAAUACUAUUCUCAGCAAAA